UCAAUAUAUAUUGUUCCUUUUGAGUGACGUGAACCCAAGGUUAUUCAGGAGUAGUGAUACGUUUAUUGCGCUAUUAAUAAAGUUCCCAUAAAAUAUAACUAGACCAACUACUAUCACUCUCCCGUUUAAAUAAUUCUAAGAGAAGUACCAGUCCUUUAUAAAUAUUUACGUGAACAAAGAAUGCAGGGAAAUCAGCAUAGUUGAUUUCAUAUGUUUCUUAUCAGAAAACAGUAUGAAUUCGGGGCAAUCCCCGAACCGCAAAUCUAUCCGCGAAUCCGCCAUCUUAUUGCAAGUUUCGUCUGUCAUAAAGUGUUUAGCGUGUCAACACAUCCCUAAUGUCCGGAUAAGCGAUGAAGAGCUAGUGCCAGAAGGUUUCUACGUGAAGAUUACCAACCGAUUUAAAAAAAAGACAAUUACAGAACAAAAUUCAUAUUUUACAUAGGCUAUAACAACAACGAGAGAUCAACAACGGUAAAUCGCGUGAAGUGUGAAGUGCAUACUCAUACAAAUGGAGGUAGGCUUAUUAAUUGAGUCGCCAGUUUUACAUGUAUACAUGGUAUAGGUCAUCGGAUACUGAUUGGGUAUAUUUUGGCACGCGUAUUUCGCUUGAACAGUGCAACGAAACAAUACAAUGAAGAGUGCAAUUUGACAUUUUCAUCCAUUUGAAGCAGGAUUUAAAAUUCGGCGAAGAACAUCGAAAAUUUUCUCAAGACGAGAAAAAACACGCAAUAAACAAAGCCGCAUCAUACUGUAGGAUUUAAAUUAUAACAUAGGCAUAUCUGGUGAUCCAGAUACACCUCUUUUGAUUGCAGCAGAAAAUGUCAGUGUCCAAUUAGUCAAAGAACUAGUAGAGAUGGGAGAUGAUGUGAACGAGGGGAUGGGAAGGGCAUGACACCUCUUCACGCUGCAGCGGCUAAAGGAUUUAAAGAUUUAGUUGAAUAUCUCUUGAAGAAUUGAGCUAUUAUUGAUAUUGAAACUAAUCAAAAAGGUUCCACACCUCUACACGCAGCACUAUCCUAUCUUGAUAUAGUAAAAUAUCUCAUUGAUCCAGGAGCACAAGCUAAUACGGCUGAUAAUGAGGGUGCCACGUCACACUUCUCCACUUGACAUCAUGCAAGGGUCAUCUUGAUAUAGUUAGGUCUCUCAUUGAUCAAGGAGCACAAUUUGAUAUGGCUGAUAAUAAGGGUAUCACUCCUCUCCACAGUGCAUCAUUCAAUGGUCAUCUUGAUGUCGUGAAAUAUCUCAUUGAUCAAGGAGCACAAGCUAAUACGGCUAAUAAUGCAGGUGUCACACCUCUCCACAAUGCAUCAUUCAAUGGUCAUUUUGAUGUCGUGAAAUAUCUCAUUGAUCAAGGAGCACAAGCUAAUACGGCUAAUAAUGCGGGUAUCACACCUCUCCACAGUGCAUCAUUCAAUGGUCAUCUUGAUGUCGUGAAAUAUCUCAUUGAUCAAGGAGCACAAGCUAAUACGGCUGAUAAUGAGGGUGUCACACCUCUUCACAGUGCAUCAUUGAAUGGUCAUCUUGAUGUCGUGAAGUAUCUAAUUGAUCAAGGAGCACAAGCUGACACGGCUGAUAAUGCGGAUGGCGAAACAGCGCUCCACCCGGCAUCUCGGGGCGGUCACAGCAACGUUGGUCGGUAUCUCAAGAGUGAACAAGCAAGAUUAGGGUCCGGAUUAAAAGAAAAAGGAAAAACAAGACCAGCUUUACAACCAUCAGGAUCAUCACUAAAAAAGUCAGGAACAUUAGAGAUAAGAGAAUCUGCACCCAAGGCAACGGUACCCGCACUAAGCGCACCAAGUGCUGUUUAUGGAGCAGGAGGAUCAACGCCAAGAGCAGGAAGACCAGAAAUAGAAGCAGCAGCAUCGACACAUGAUGCACCAUAUCCAGUGUCAGGACCAGUAAGACUAGCACUUGAAGCAGCUGCACUGACCGAUGGAGCAUCAGGUCUGGUGCCAGGAACAGCAAAACAAGCACAAGAAGCGGCAGCAUCGACAUUUGGAUCGGACCUUGUGCCAGAAGCAGUGAGGCUAGUACCGCAGUCAGUUGGACUGAGAUUUGGAACACCAAAACCAGUAUCAGAGGCUGAGAGGCCAGAUCUACGAGCAACAGCAUCGUCAGGGUCAGUAGGAGCUGCAACAUUAUCCGCACUAAGAGCACUAGAUCUAUUAGAUGUAGCGGGAGGAUCAACUCCAGGAUCUUCCAAACCAGCACCAGGACCAUCAGGAGCAGAAAAGCCAGAGGGGCCAAUACCAGAACGAACAUGGCAAGCACAAAAACAAACAAGCGCACGGAGAGCAGCAGGACCAGGACAAGUACCAACAGGACGAGCAACAGAAGACGCAAGAAAAGGGUCAGAAGGAUUGGAUUCUGUGAUCAAUGAUGAAUUUGACGACAUUUUGACCAAUAUUGCCAAGAACCUUUACAAAGACUCAGACAUCGAUAAUCUCGGAAGAAAGUUGGGAGUAAGAAUAGCUGCUAUUAAUCUCUAUAUCAAAAGAAAUAAUCAACCAGGAGAAAGAUAUAUGGGAACAUUAGAAAUGCUGAGGGAUUGGCGUGAAGGGCAGAAACGUUCGCAGGAACGGCAGGUAUUGAGUUCAGCGUUAGUGGCAGCUGAAUUGAUUAGAAUGAACGAGGAUUAUUUUGGGACGUCUACCAUGGACUCUCAAGAUGAUGUCUUGGCUAGUGGAAAGUUCGAUGAACGCGGAGGGGAACUGUCAGUCAAGUCCUAUGGCUUUAUACUUAUCAUCCCAGAGGGCGCCCUAGAGAAAGAUGAACAAAUUGAUCUACGUGUACUCACCGAAAUGCCGGAUGGACUCAGACUCCAAAAAAAUGAGAUGUUUGUUAGCCAUGGAUUCAAGCUCUGGCCAACAGGUCUUCAUUUUAAGAGACCGGUAAAAUUGAUAAUACCACACUGCGCGGUUGUCACUAUUCCAAACAAGAUUGAGACAGUAUUGUAUUCCAGGAAUCAAUCGGGUACAUUUGAGCGGAUUUCUCAUUCGGCCAACAUGAUUUGUUCAGUGCUAAACAAGUGGCUGGAGGUUCUUAUCAGCCAUUUCUGCGGAGGACACUUUGCCAUUAUUUGGGAUUGUCUAUAUCCACCUGAUUGUGGCAUUCUUUUGUCAUGCAUGUCAUUUCUUCCAAGAACGUUGCCUUCAUCUCGGAGACCAGUGCUCGAAGUUAGAUUUGCCAAGAAGAUUCGUGGCCAAACAUGGAAAGAUAUCCACGCUUUAGAUGUCAGAUUCCAACCUGUGAAGAGUGAUGACGACGAAAUUAUUUUCCGACGUAAAAAAAUUACUGUAUCAUGCAGUCUAAAUGGGAACAGUAUCAAUCCUGAAGCAAUUCAUUACGAAGACUUACAGAGCCAUCUGAAGAAGACCGUCUACUUUGUUCUAGAUCUUAAUAAAAACCAUGAUACCCUUGUUACCCUUAACUUGGAUCAAGAUAAGGAUUCAGAUCGGAGAGAGACAAUCAGUUUCAACACAUACUUCCAAGAUGAAACGGAAGAUGCACUAAGAUCAGUUAUACAACCAGUACGAUCAGCAGCAGAAGCAGCAGGACCAUUACAGAUACCAGGAUCUGCAUCUGAGGCAACAGGACCUGCACUAAGACCAUCAGGUCUAGUAUCUGAAGCUGAAGGAUCAACGCCAGGACCUGCUAGAUCAGCACCAGGAGCAAAAAAGUAUGUGGGACCAGUACCAGAAGCAACACGGCAAGUCACAGAACAAGAGAUUGGAGCAGCAGGACCAACACAAGCCCAAACAAGAUCAGCAGUAGAAGAAACGAGAAAGGGGUCAAAAAGGUAUGUAAAAAAAUGUUACUGUUCUGCAAAAAUGAUUGUAAAGGACAUCGUUUUAGUUAAGAUAGCUGAAGAGUUUCCGCACUUAAAAUACACGAAACUAUGUUUGGAACUUGGAGAUACUGCUAUUGGAGCCAGCAAAAGGCUAGUCAAACACAAACAAGAUUACAACGAGGCAGUCAUGGAAAUUCUAGUGGCGUGGAAGACUCGAACAGGGGGUUAUAAGGCUGAUUUAGAGAAUGUACUUGAAAAUAUUGAAGCUGGUGGACUCGUAGGUCUUCUUAAGUAG
Lytechinus variegatus (green sea urchin) is the source of this 4085-nucleotide messenger RNA. RefSeq lists its product as uncharacterized. The record is from RefSeq and is a predicted model, not a curated record. The transcript has 9 exons. Gene Ontology annotation, molecular function: protein binding. The coding region runs from base 1170 to 4085 and encodes 971 amino acids. NCBI's taxonomy places the organism in Eukaryota, Metazoa, Echinodermata, Echinoidea, Temnopleuroida, Toxopneustidae.